AUGAGCGCCAUCGCCUCCGCCUCCGCCUCCCUCAGUCUCCGGCAUCUUCGCAGCUUCCCUUGUGGUGUCCCGUCUCUUCUCUUCUCAUCGUAUUCCUCCAUCUCAUUUCAUCACCCCUCUCCACGCCUCUGCUUCUUCCUCCGCCGCAACUUCCGCCGUCGCCAACUCUUCGUCAACCGUCCCUACGCUGCAAACUGCAGUUCAUCACCAGGUUAUACCUCUGGUUCGAAUUACGACGUUAUUGUGGUUGGAGCGGGACACGCUGGAUGCGAAGCGGCUUUAGCCUCUGCUCGAUUGGGAGCUAGUACUCUGCUUCUCACAUUAAACCUCGAUAGAAUAGCUUGGCAGCCUUGUAAUCCAGCAGUAGGUGGACCAGCAAAAUCACAAUUAGUACAUGAGGUUGAUGCACUAGGAGGUGAUAUUGGCAAGGUUGCUGAUAGAUGCUAUUUACAGAAGCGUAUCCUAAAUGUCUCAAGGGGCCCUGCUGUAAGGUCAUUACGUGCACAGACCGACAAAAGGGAAUAUGCCAUGGAGAUGAAAAAGAUAGUGGAAAGCACUGAAAAUCUCUGUAUUAGAGAGGCAAUGGUAACAGAUAUCCUAGUUGGGAAGAAUGACAAUGUGGAAGGCGUAGCCACAUUUUUUGGGAUGAACUUUUAUGCACCUUCUGUUAUUCUCACCACUGGAACCUUUAUGAGUGGGAAGAUUUGGGUCGGUAGAAAGUCUAUGCCAGCUGGAAGAGCUGGCGAGUCAGCUUCACAAGGAUUGACAGAGAAUUUGCAGCAACUUGGAUUUGAAACAGAUCGCUUAAAGACUGGUACUCCAGCGCGUGUGGAUCGCCGGACUAUAGAUUUUUCCAAUUUGGAGGCUCAAUAUGGAGACGAAGAGGUCAGCUGGUUUAGUUUCGAUCCAGAUUUUCAUAUUGAGAGAGAACAAAUGUGCUGCUACUUAACUCGUACGACAAAAUUUACACACCAAUUGAUCAGGGAUAAUUUGCAUGAGACCCCAACUUAUGGUGGAUGGGUCGAAUCAAAAGGUCCUAGGUACUGCCCUUCCAUCGAAGACAAGAUUGUUAGGUUCAAAGACAAAGAGUCGCAUCAAAUAUUCCUCGAACCAGAGGGCCGAGAUGUUCCUGAGAUCUAUGUGCAGGGAUUUUCAACUGGCCUGCCGGAGAAUCUCCAGCUGCCACUUCUAAGAAGCUUGCCAGGACUCGAAAAUUGUGCCAUGCUAAGGCCUGCCUAUGCUGUUGAGUAUGAUUAUUUGCCAGCUCAUCAGUGUUCCAAGUCCCUUAUGACGAAGAAAAUUGAAGGUCUUUUCUUCUCUGGUCAGAUCAACGGCACAACUGGUUAUGAAGAAGCUGCCGCACAGGGUAUUAUAUCUGGAAUUAAUGCUGCUAGACAUUCGGACGGUAAGAAACACAUUGUACUUGAGAGGGAGAGCAGUUAUAUAGGCGGGAUAGUAAAAUAUGUUUUUCUUCUCAAUGGCAGCCGUUCAGAACAUCGGCUUCUUCUUCGAUUUGAUAAUGCUGAUAGUCGACUCACGCCUCUGGGACGUGAACUUGGAUUAAUAGAUGAUAGACGAUGGAAGUUAUACCAAGAGAAGCAAGCAAGGAUUGCAGAAGAGAAGAUCAGGCUUAAAACUGUCAAGAUUUCAGCUGCAGGAGGUAAGUUAGCUGCUGAAGUUUCUAAUGUGUCUUCUCAGCCAGUUAAAGAAUCAGCGACGCUAGAGAGUCUAUUAAAGAAGCCACAUGUCCACUACAGCGUUCUUGAGAAGCAUGGCUUUGGAAACGAAACAUUAUCUAGAAUGGAGAAAGACUGUGUAGAGAUCGAUAUAAAAUAUGAAGGUUUCAUUCUGCGCCAGCAAAACCAACUGCAGCAGAUGGUCCAACAACAACAUAGACGACUUCCAGAGGAUUUGGAUUACUUUUCGAUGACAACUCUAUCUCAUGAAGGACGUGAGAAACUUUCGAAGGUGAGACCGCAGACGAUUGGGCAAGCAAGCAGAGUGGGCGGAGUGAGUCCUGCUGACAUAACAGCUCUGCUUAUAACACUUGAAUCGAACCGAAGAAGAAGUCAAGAGGAGAAGAGAGGGAAAAUAUUGGCGCAUGCCUUGGUAGAAUCCAAUCCACAUUUGGUAGAAAAUUUGGAGCAUAUGGUUAAUGAGUGA
Thlaspi arvense is the source of this 2163-nucleotide messenger RNA. Lineage: Eukaryota; Viridiplantae; Streptophyta; Magnoliopsida; Brassicales; Brassicaceae. The record is from the annotation of a GenBank genome assembly.